GUCACGUCAAAGGAAGACCUGUGUGUUGUUGGAAGGGGACACAUCAUCGAUCAGACCACCAGACCCUGCACUGGACCGGGCGAUGGGUCUCCCAGAGUUCUGCUGACCCCCGUUACCCUCCCGCCCCGUCCCAGUUGAAGAUGCAGGGCUUCUACUCUAAGCUGGACUCAUCCCCGGCCGCGUCCCCUCUCCUGGGCGUGCGAGCGGAGGGUGGGCCGGUGCCUUUGAGCCUGGCCCUGGAGACGGAGAAGGCGCAGGCUCUGCUACAGACCUUCAGCUCUGCGUCCCUGUUGGCCUCCGCUGGUCUGGGGGUGCUGUGUGUGCUGGCUGACCACGGCCUCCAACUCUGGGUGAUCCAACAGCACUUGUGGCUCCGCGCGGCCUUGGACAACGCCACACAUGGUCUGGUGGGGCUGUGGGCGUGGGCCGUGGUCAUCGGGCUAAGGAAGAGGAGUGACUUGUACGAGGUGCUGCUGGCCGGGCUGCUGGCCUCGCUCAUAGACCUGGAUCAUUUCUACAUGGCUGGGUCGCUCUCACUCAAGGCCGCCGUGUCCUUACCCCAGCGUCCCCCUCUCCACUGCUCCUCCCUCAUCCCCGUGCUCUGCCUGUCCCUGCGCUUCCUCAUGUGGGUCGGCAGGCUCAAGGACGCCUGGUGCUCCCUGCCCUGGAUGCUGUUUGUCUCCAUGGCGACGCACCACGUUCGGGACGCCGUACGCCAUGGCCUGUGGGUGUGCCCAUUUGGAAACACCGCUCCCGUCCCCUAUUGGCUGUACGUGAGCACCACGGCGACGCUGCCUCACCUCUGCUCCGUGCUCAUGUACCUGACCGGGACCAGGGACGUGAUCUCCACCAAGCACGGUGUGGCCAUCGACGUUUGACCCCGGCUCUCUGCACUGGGAGUAGGGACGGAGUUGGCUGUAUACACUUUAAUGUUUAAUGGGAGGACAUCAUUUGUGAGGGAGACUACAGGGAAAUGUUGGUUCACAAACAUCAGCUUCACAGAUUAUAAUAAUGUGAAUAUCUUAUGACUGUGACCACUGAUCUAACUCGCCUUUUCAGCAGUGAUGUGCGAUACAACAUUUUUGAUCAGAUACCAAUACUGAUGACAUGAGAACACCAUUUUCAGUGAAAACCAUUAUUUUAGAUUAUAAAUGCCAACAUACAAAUAUUAUAUAGUACAGAUGAAGGCUGGGCCAUAUAAGUCUGAUAAGAGCAAUCACAGAGCAGCAGUGUGGUUUGGGAGAAAGCCAAAGGCAAAACAUCCACACAAACCAAAACAAACAUGACGACUCUCACAGAUGCAUUUCAGCUUCAGUUUUAGCAGGGGGGAUGUAACAAUAAUAUAAAUAUCAUGGUAUAGUAUGAUCAAAAGUCUCACAAUAUCAAGGGCAAUCACAAUAUACUGAAUUACUUUUCACACAUUAGUGGACCGACCCCAGUGCGCACUAGAUUUAGUUCAAUUUACUUUUCUUUUGGGUCGGCCUUGUUCACAUACACCAACAUGCACCGUGACCCUCACGAGAGUCCAUCAGCUGAUCGACAAAGUUAUUUCAAUGGCAACGCGCUUCAAGUAGCUCGAGCCCUGGAUAUACGUUCACACACGCUCAUCCAUUUACUGCAGAAUUUGACUGUCACUUUCACAAUGGCCCAAGUGCACCUCUCUCUGAACGAAUGAUCUUAUAUGUCAACCUAAUUAGUGCCAGUGUGAAAACGACCUUAAUAAUUAUUUUGGUGCAGCAAUAGUUUAAAAAAACUGGGAACUCCACAGACCAUGAACCUUUGCUCUGUUUCUGUACAGAUUACAUGAAGAAAUAACUGUUAUUAAGCUCUUAAGCAAUUAAUUAAUCUUUGGAUUAGGCCAGAACAAAAGGCUUGUCAAGGCAUUUUAAAAGUAGCAUAUUAACAAUUUCUUCAAAAAAUAUUGCAGGGAUGCGUGUCAUGAAAAUAUUGAAUCAAGAGAUUUGGAUAUUGUUACAUCCCCAUUAUUUUGUUGUGAAAAAUGUGCAGAGGUAAGCGCUUUAUGCAUUUGUGGACAGGGAAAGUGGAUGUAACAAAAGUCCAAUGAGGUUCAUAUGGCCAUCUGUUAAUUUAUUUUUAUAGAUUCUUUUUUGCCCCCGCGACCCGGCCCCGGAUAAGCCGAAGAAAAUGGAUGAAUGGAGAUUCUUUUUCCAAACCAGGGUUUAGUUUGUUUUCAUAACUGACAGUUUCGCCUGCUCACUAGCGCUCUUGUGGUGUUGCUGUGACUUGUCCAGUCAUCUGAUUUAAACAGGUUUUGGUUUAUUCUCACACAUCUUGUCACAGCAGUAUCACAUGGCCACUCUGAGGAAGACCACUGGUGAGCAGUCGAAACUGUCAGGUAUGAAAACAAAAUAAACUUUGGCCUGGAAAAAGAAUCUGUAAAAAUAAAUUGGCACAUAUCAGUCUGGGGUUAGCCGGAUUAAAUGACACAGAGUUAAAAAUGCCAGAAUUCAAUCCUUUGGCAUAAACAUUUAUCAUCAUUUUGGUAUCAGCACUAUCUGCACAUCACUACUGACAGGUGACCCUUCUAACAGUCUGCAGACUAACACUGACACUGCAGCAUCUCUCAAGGACUGUGCGACCAAAGGUUACAAACCUGCUGCUGUCACUGUGCUCUGCUCCAUGCCACCACACCCAUUAUCACUACGCACUCACUGUGUAUCUGUCCAUAUAACAUCCGCACGUUACACUCCGGCUCGUUGCUUAGUAACCAGGUCUGAGCAGAUGGGUGGGCCUCGUCACUGUUGGUACGCGGUUGAGUACACGUCUGCUCUCUGGACUCUCUGUACUCUCUGUGUGUGACUGUUACUAAGAUCAAAUCAUUCAAAAUUGCUUGGAGAUUGGUUUCAUAGAUUUCACAAGUAAAACUACAAAAUGGCAGAAAUAUCAGACUUGACUUAAUUCUAAACACACAAGUCGUGAAUUUUUCCUCUGCAUUUGACUCAUCCUUCACUGGGACGACAUGUGAGGAGCAGUGGGCGACCGCAGUGUAGUACUUCUCCUUUUAUUGAGCUCAGUUUGGUGAAGAGAUGCUAACUGGAAGUGUAUUAUUGACUAUCAUUGAAACAAGAUACUUUUUUGAACAAGUAUUAAUAGGACAAAACUGGACAUGAUACAUUGUACUAGACGUAUCAAAAUGGUUAUUAUUAUUAUUAUUAUUAUUAUUACUGGGCCUUUUUCUUUGUAACAAGUUUGAAAUUGACACUGGACACUGGCUGAUGAUCCCACUGUGGUCUUUCACACAAGCUGCAACACACAAUUCACUCACUGUGUAUGAAAAGAGGGAGUUAUUCAACAUUUUAAGUUUUUCAUUCUUUUUGUGCCAACUAACCACCAGGUUUUUGUGAAUGUUUGUGAAAUCUCUCAUAUUCAAGGUGUUGUGAAAUAAUGUAAAUAUAUCAGAUAAUUUUGUAUUUUAGUCAGAAGUGGCCUAUUUUAUCAACACCAAAUAAAAAAGGGAAAUUGGAAACGAUUACAGAAAGGAAUGAUAGUAAUGUAACUAUAGGGAAAGUACUAAAGGGUUGUGCAUUAGAGGUGUUUUUGGUAUUCUAUAGAUUUAAGGUAGACAUAGUGUAGUGCACAUUAUAUAUCUCAAUACUGUUAUUAUGUUACUGUAGGCCAUACAUUUUAUGCGUUGGACGUUAUUCGAUUAUCAUUUUUAACGCUUUUAUCAUUUAAGUUGUACACAGCUGUCGAAACUUCUCUCAGUUUAUAAAAGAUUAGACGAUUAGGGAUGCACAACUUUUUUGAGGGGGGAAAAAAUAUAGCUUUUUUUAUGAUUGCAGUUUCAGUUUUUUGUUAUUUUUUCAGAAAUCUUCAGGAGGAACAUUAACAUUUGCCACCUAAAAUUUAAAUUCAAACGAUUGCGCAGUCCUACACAAGAUUUCAAAUUGUUUAUAUUACGUUCAAAUGAUCACCCUUAAGAUUCAGCGAGCGCCUUUCCAGAUGAAUAAAUGUGUAUAACUUAAUUCAGAGUGAGAGUCUGUGUAACCUCGCUGUCACCUGGCUCAGUCUGGUGUGAGCCAUGAUCCCUUUUACUUUCUAUCCACAUUUGAAUGUAUUAAUAUGCUGUUAUUUAAAUUAUUGGGUUCUGUGCAUUGAUUUCUCUUAAUACUUUGACUUAUUAUAUCACUACGGUUUGAAUACAUUUUUUUUCUAGUUGUAGUUCUCAUCGCUGUCCACUAGAUGUCAUCAUAGAGCCUCGGUAAAGAGCGUGGUGUUAGAUGGCACUGUUCAGAAAUUCCAGUCUGACCAUAAAUCUGAGAUAGGUGUAUUUUGUAUAUACAGUAUCAUAUUUUGCUGCUAAAUUAUUGAAUCAUUUUGUGGUUUUAUUUAUCUAAUUAUAAUGAAUGAAACUGUGGCUAAGUUGGAGCCUCAUUCUUAGGUGAAUAGAUGUUUUUCAUGAUUUUAGUGUAGUCUUUUUUUUAUUUAUUUUGCAAUUUGCAGAUAUAUUUCUUUUUGUCUUCAUGUCUCGUGCAUAAAAUGUACAUACAUGGCAGUAGUGCACAUGUAUGGAGUCACUAGUGAACUUUUUACAAAAAUAAAAACACCACUUGUAACU
This is a messenger RNA of Periophthalmus magnuspinnatus, 4579 nucleotides long. RefSeq names its product transmembrane protein 267 (gene tmem267). Bases 141 to 878 code for a protein of 245 amino acids. The record is from RefSeq and is a predicted model, not a curated record. The transcript has 3 exons. NCBI's taxonomy places the organism in Eukaryota, Metazoa, Chordata, Actinopteri, Gobiiformes, Gobiidae.